GCAAGGCAGAGCUCAGGGUGAACUGAUCCUAAUGUUGUUCACAGCACACGUGUCCUACAUGCUGUGGUUAGCCUCGAGCUAGUUUGCUAGUACCAGCGCUAAAAUGGCAACAGAACCGAAACGAACCAAGAUAGAUGACGGCGGCUCACAGCUCGGUCCUCUGGAGACUUUCCUACAGUGGUGCAAUAGAGUCGGUCUGGUUCUCAGCAAUAAGGUGUAUGUGAGUAAAGAGGGAACAGUGUCAGAGUAUGGGAUGCUGGCUAAGGACAACAUAGAGGAGGGGGAGGUUUUAUUCACCAUCCCCAGAUCAGCUCUUCUCCACCAGGGGACAACUAAGGUUUCUGCCCUGCUGGAGAAAGAGAAGUCAUCUCUGGAGAGCCCUUCAGGCUGGGUUCCCCUGCUACUGGCUCUGCUGUACGAGUACACAUCCUCACAGUCCCACUGGAAACCCUAUCUCUCUCUGUGGACAGACUUCAAGACACUGGAUCACCCCAUGUUCUGGUCUAAAGAGGAGAGGGGCAGACUGUUGAGGGGAACAGGUAUUCCAGAGGCUGUGGACAGAGACUUGGCUAACAUCCGUAAGGAAUAUACAGACGUGGUCUUGCCUUUCAUCACCCAGCAUCCUGACCUCUGGAACCCCAGCACACACACUCUGGAGCUUUACACACAGCUGGUGGCCUUUGUUAUGGCCUACAGUUUCCAAGAGCCACAGGAAGAGGAGGAGGAGGAUGAUGAAGAUGAGGAUGAGGACGAGGAGAAGGCCCCCAACCCACCCAUGAUGGUUCCCAUGGCUGAUAUGCUAAACCAUGUGUCCAAUCAUAAUGCUAAUCUGGAGUUCACACCGGACAGUCUGAAGAUGGUUUGCGUGCGCCCCAUUCAUAAGGAUGAGGAGGUAUUUAACACCUAUGGGCAGAUGGCCAACUGGCAGCUGCUUCAUAUGUAUGGCUUCACAGAACCGUAUCCAAGCAACAGCAACGACACUGCUGACAUCCCCCACACCAACCUCUACAAAGUCGCCACACAAGGCAUUCAGUCUGAUUUGGACCGGCAGCUGGUGGAGGAGCAGUGGAAGAUGCUGUGUCAGAUGAUGCAAGACAAAGGAGCCUUUGUGUUUGGUAAACAGGGCUGCCUUACAGACAUGGAGCUACAUACUGCACUCAAGGUGCUGUGCAUGUCAAAGGACGAGUUCUCAGAGUUCAAAGAAAAUGAAGGAUGGGAGGAAGAUGACGAGGAAGACGAGAUUUCUCUUGCUUUCUCUAGCGAGGGUCUCCCAGAAUUAAAGGCUUCAUGGAAAAAGCUGAUUCAUGAAGCAGCCCGUCUAACUCUGAGGUCCUAUGGAAACAGGGAGGAGGAGGGGGUCACAGACAGCGACCGGGCACUGAUAGAGAACAAGGUGGCACUUGCUGGACUGAGCACCAGGCAGCAGAAUGCACUGCAGGUACAAUAUGGACAGAAGAGAAUCCUGUACAGACUGAUGGAGCUCACCAAGUCAUGAGUUCAACUGUGACACGGACCAGGACCACGGUGGAAGGUCUUUUUUUUUUAUCCUAAGAAGAAAACCCAUUUACUACAACUUCCCUUUCAAAACAGUCAAUAAAUGUUUUUCCAGAUGA
Molecule: messenger RNA, 1613 nt
Organism: Seriola aureovittata
Lineage: Eukaryota; Metazoa; Chordata; Actinopteri; Carangiformes; Carangidae
Gene: setd6
Product: SET domain containing 6, protein lysine methyltransferase
Exons: 9
Coding region: 104-1495 (463 amino acids)
Biological process (GO): peptidyl-lysine monomethylation
Cellular component (GO): nucleus
Molecular function (GO): protein-lysine N-methyltransferase activity; protein binding
Source: RefSeq, a predicted model, not a curated record